Molecule: messenger RNA, 1651 nt
Organism: Filobasidium floriforme
Lineage: Eukaryota; Fungi; Basidiomycota; Tremellomycetes; Filobasidiales; Filobasidiaceae
Exons: 5
Coding region: 180-1583 (467 amino acids)
Molecular function (GO): nucleic acid binding
Source: RefSeq, a predicted model, not a curated record
UACUUACUUAAUUACUUACUUACUCUUGUGAGGUUAACCCUCCGCGAGUAGUCUCGGCUCAAAAGUGUGUGAUUCAUCAUAUUCGACCACCCUUGACCUCACUCUUCAGACAAUCUCUAGCUAUACCUUGUCGUGCUCCCGACCGCACAAGCUCUCGGCUCGUGACUCUACACUCGAACAUGGACGUAUCAAGUCUGAAAGUCACAGAACUCAAGGACGAGCUGAACAAGCGAGGUUUGUCGACUGCAGGAUUGAAGCAGGAGCUGGCAAAUCGAUUACAAGACGCCAUAAACGAUGAAAUCCAACCAGACUCCGAACCAGCUCAAGCAGCACCUGCCGAAUCUGAACCUAUCGGAGACCCAUCCAACUCUGCCAAGGGAGAUCCUCGCAAGCAAAAUACCCCUCCUGCAGUAAAGGAGGCGGAGGAGGACGAUUCGGUUCCGAUAGGCGACGCCGAGAUGAAGGAACAGGUUUUAGGGGAUACGGAUGGGGAUCUUGGGGAUGCUAUGAAAGAGGCUGAGCACGAGGGUAAACAAGAGAGGAAGGCGGAAGAAGCUCAAGAUGUUGAUGAGCAAAAAGACGAGGAAGGCAUCACGGAACAGACGAACGUGGUGAACAGAGAGACACAAUUACGAGGCGUCAAGGAGGUCGAGGCUGGGAACAAGCGAAAGCGGGACGAUGGGGAUGACAGCAUGGAAGUCGAGGAGAAUGCCAAGAAGGCACGGACGGGCGAUACUGAGACGCAAGUGAAUAGUCGGACGGAAGAUGAAGCUACAAGCGCACCCGAAUCUGCUCCUGAACCUGCUUCCGAACCUGCACCUGUACCGGUUCGAGAUCCGUUUGAAGACAUUCCCAACCCCCUCCCUCACACCCAACACCCACCGACAAAAGCUAUCUACAUUGACAACCUUCGACGACCGCUCGAUAUGCCCGGCUUGAAGGAUCUGUUGGAAGAAAACGGCGAACUGGACGAUUCCGAGAUUUCAGGUGGGGUUUGGGUCAGCGGGGUGAAGAGUCACGUUUAUGCGGUAUUCAAGACGGUAGAUGACGCAACGAAAGCCGGACUCACACUGCAUCACCUCGAUUUCCAGCCGAUUGCCAAGACCAGGUUACACGUCGAGUUCGUCCCCUCGACCCUCGUAUCCAGCCUGAUUUCGCAGGAAGAAGCUGCCUGGAAAGAUGGUCGAAAACAGAUGAGCCUGGUCAUCCAGACGGUUCCCCUGGGACAAGGGUAUGAUGGAUCUAGCAGAAAGGUUACCGUGGUCCAAGCAAAGACUGGAGGGAAUGUGCCGGGUAGGAGGGUACCCGGGUUGGCCCACGCUCCACCGCCACCGACGCCAUUCAGAGCGAGACCGGGAGUCGCAGGGAUCGGAGGGGCCGCAGUCGUGCCGGGCCGAACGACAGGAGCUGUUAAUUCGAUCCCUAUCGGACAGGCUGCCAAUACUGUGGUGAGCAAGGGAAUGACAUCAGCAGGACCAGCGAGGCAGGUGGCCGCGCCUGUCAAGCCGGAAAGGGAGACGAGGGGUUUCCUGAGGACGAGGACCCGCCCGGUGUUGUUCUACCGCGAGGCGCCCCGAAAAUGAUGACUAGGAUCUAUGGAUGUUCUACGUAGGUUGUUUUGGGGGAAGCAGGUUUAAGCGAAACAUGUAUC